AGAGAAAUAGUAUACAGAGAGUGUGUGUGUGUGUCAGUGCGCAAAUCAGAUUGAAAAUCAAUCUCUAAUCCAUGAGAUUAAUAUAGAAAGAAGAGCCUGACAACGGUCAUUCAUCAUAUUGGUCUUCACCGCAAUAAAAGAUCAAUGUUUUCGUGUUUAUUUUUCCUCGGUGGAUAGAUAUCUAUCUGUCUAUACACGUAUUGUUGCAUUUGCAUGCAAUUUUUUUUCUCACUUGAAAAACGAUGGAAACAGUGAAGAGGAAAAGAGUAAAGCAGCCGUGAAUCUGAGCUCUCCAUUUUGGGCAUUAAACAGAAAUGGAGGACGAUCUCUGUUUCUGGGCAAAGGACAGCUUGAUUGUGAAACAUCCAAAGAAAAAUUCUCUGGUAUUGAGGAUGCUGGUUUUGAUGUUUGUGAUGGUGUGUGGAGUUUACAUAUGUUCAGUCUGUCUAAAGCAAAUUGGCGGGCACCCAACCGUGCGGUUGUUGAGUUAUCCGAUGGCUGAGAGAGCUUGUGAUGUGGCGGAUAUCGAGCCUUCUGAGAAGCCCUAUGUACAUUUCCCCAAACCAGAGAGUUUCAACAGGGAAGAAUGUGCAUGUAAUCCCGUACGUUACUUUGCAAUAUUGUCCACACAGAGGUCUGGCAGUGGAUGGUUUGAGACGUUGUUGAACAGUCAUAUGAACAUUAGCUCCAACGGGGAGAUUUUCUCGGUUAAAGUUCGAAGAAGUAACAUAUCCACAAUUGUGGAAACAUUGGAUAAGAUUUAUAAUCUAGAUUGGUUCACAAGUGCUUCGAAAAAUGAGUGCACAGCUGCAGUUGGAUUGAAAUGGAUGCUUAACCAGGGAUUAAUGCAACAUCAUGAAGAAAUAGUGGAAUACUUCAACGCUAAAGGAGUUUCAGCAAUUUUUCUUUUCAGAAGGAAUCUGCUGCGUCGUAUGAUUUCCAUCCUAGCAAAUUCUUUCGACCAGAACGCCAAGCUACUAAACGGGACUCACAAAUCUCAUGUGCACUCAACCCAUGACGCUAAGAUACUUGCCAGUUACAAGCCAGUUGUUAAUGCAAGUUUGCUUAUACCGAACUUGAGGCAAGUGGAAGAUCUCGUUAACAAAUCCAUGGAAUAUUUCAAGAGCACCCGCCAUAUUAUCCUCUACUACGAGGACAUAAUAAACAAUCGAACAAAAUUAGUCGACGUUCAGAAUUUUCUGAGGGUUCCUCUUCGAGACCUGAGUAGCAGACAGGUGAAGAUACACAAAGGAUCGCUGUCUUCACAGGUCGAGAACUGGGGAGACAUCGAGAAGGCGCUUGAGGGAACGCAUUAUCAAAGUUAUUUACAUGAAGAUUACAAGUUGUAGGAAUCUGGAUCAUGCUGCUGCUGUAUAUAUAGAAAAUUUAGGGUUACCUUAUUUAUUCAUUAAUUCUUUCAACAGUAUAAGCCAACAGGCAGUUGUUGCUCCAGUUGUAAUUUUGAUGACAGAGUUUUACAAGACACUUUAUGAAUGUGUGUGUGUCUAUGUGUGUGUGUUUAUUUUUAUUUUUGGUAAGCAAGGUGGAAUAUUGUUUCAAACGUCCAAGACUAAUUUUCACCACUCUGCAAUAGUUUGGGAGCACAUUUUUUUAAAGAACAUUUUGGGUA
Molecule: messenger RNA, 1630 nt
Organism: Salvia splendens (bonfire salvia)
Lineage: Eukaryota; Viridiplantae; Streptophyta; Magnoliopsida; Lamiales; Lamiaceae
Exons: 6
Coding region: 315-1349 (344 amino acids)
Source: RefSeq, a predicted model, not a curated record